Molecule: messenger RNA, 728 nt
Organism: Aspergillus japonicus CBS 114.51
Lineage: Eukaryota; Fungi; Ascomycota; Eurotiomycetes; Eurotiales; Aspergillaceae
Exons: 3
Coding region: 174-728 (184 amino acids)
Source: RefSeq, a predicted model, not a curated record
GAGUUCGUGAUGCAGCAAGCUUGCUGGAGUUGAAUAUAAGGGGACUCUACCCAACACUUCCUCGUCUCUGAAGUACCGCACGCACCAGCCUUUCCCCAUCUCGUAUCUGCCAUCAUCGCACGCAUUCCUUCUCAAUCAACCACCCACCGUUGGGAAUAAUUGAAUCCCCAACAAUGCAACGCUUCAUCUUACUCGUAACCGCUCUCGCGGCUGUAUUCCCCGCGAGCCUGGCAUGGAGCUUCCCAUCCAGCGUUCCCUUGAUCAGAAGGGAAGACAUCUCGCCCGGCAGUCCCCUCUACGAAUGCCACGCCGACUGCGGCGGAGUCAUCCUCAUGUCCCAGGACGACACCAACGCCACCUACUGCUCCAACGCGACCUACAAGACCGAGCUCAGCGGCUGCCUGGAGUGCGCCCUGACCUACAACAUCUGGCAGUACUACGGCGACGACGUCAAGUCCGCGGCCGAAGCGUGCGGCGAUAGCGCCACGCCCAGCGCCUCGUCGGCGACGGCGAGCGCCACGGCGGGUGCGAACUCGACGGCUACCAACUCCGGGGCGAGAGCCACCGGCUCGUCUUCCUCGUACGCGUCCUCGUCCUCGUCCUCGUCCAGUGGCUCCGCGGCUGCUGCGUCGGCCACUUCGAUGUCUGGUGGAGCGGGCGCGUCGAUGAGCGUGGGCGGAAUGCUUGUUGCUGCUGCUGCUGUGGUUGGAGGGCUUGUUAUGGCUUGA